AUGUAUGAUGGUGUGAGGCAACAGUUGGAUGAGGGGGUAGGUGCUCAUGGUCAGAGGGUAGAAGUUGUUGUUGGUGAGGCUGAGAUGACAGAAGCAUAUGAAAAUGAGGGUGAGAGGAAAGAAGCACAAGAAGUUGAAGUUGACGGUGAGAGGAUAGAUAUUGAGGGAGGUCAUGCUGAGAGGACAGAAGCAGAUCAAGUGCAGGAAGAGAGGAUAAAGGUUGAGGAAGCUGAGGUUGAGGAAACUGAUGCUGAGAAAGUAGAGGUUGAGGAAGCUCAUGCUGAGAGGACAAAAGCAGAUGAAGUGAAUGAAGAGGGUGAGGGUAAUAGGAUAGAGGUUCAGGAAGGUCCUGUUGAGGCUGAGAGGAUAGAAGCACAAAAGGGUGCACAAGAGGGUGAGGGUGAUAAGUUAGAUGGUGAGGGUGAUAGGUUAGAUGGUGAGGCUUACACAAUAGAAGUAGAAGACUUGGAGGAUAUAGAAGUUGAAGUCCGUGAUUGGAGUACAUCACGUGAUGGUGAUGAUGGUGAGAUGAAUAGUGAUGAUGGGUUAGUAGACAUAAAUGUGCAGUGUGAUGUAAGUGAAAGUUUUACUAAUUUGGAGGUUGAGGUUGAACCUUUUUCACCUGGGUAUGAGUCAGAUAUGGAAGAAGAUGAGAUUAAUGAUUUGAGUUGGUUCAAUGAUGAAUUGGAAUUCUGA
Messenger RNA from Vigna radiata var. radiata (mung bean), 696 nucleotides. Its product is annotated as midasin-like. Bases 1 to 696 code for a protein of 231 amino acids. Lineage: Eukaryota; Viridiplantae; Streptophyta; Magnoliopsida; Fabales; Fabaceae. The transcript has a single exon. The record is from RefSeq and is a predicted model, not a curated record.